CUGUUUUGGAUGAGGUUUCACAUUCUCCGCGGGACGCGUGGGCGGGGCCUGGAGCGGUGGGAGGAGUCAGAGGCGGGGCGAAGCUGAAACUUCAGACACGCUGAGAUCUGAGCAUCACUCGAGGAAUAAAGCACUGAAUUAAAGACAACAUGAAACUCUGUUACCUGCUACUGCUGUCAGUGCCAGCGCUGCUUCUGGCUCAGACUCAGGAACAGAACUAUGAUGAUUAUCCAGACAGCUUUGGUGAGUCGCUGGAUUCUGUCUGUCAGUGAAGUCUGUUAAUGAAGCUCAGAUAUUAAUGAUGUGUUGUGUGUGUUUGAUCUGGUCAGGUAACGGCAACAGUUAUGAGUCCUUCUACUGUAAGUGUCCCUCACUCCUCAGCGCUGUGCGUGUGUGUGUGUGUGUGUGUUCACAUGCUCUCUCUGAGCUCUUCCUCUCCUCUUCAGAUCCGGCCGUUUCUCAGCAGGGUUCACAAGCUCAGACCUCAGGACCAGGACAGACCGUGGUGGAUUUUCAGACAGAGCCGACCGAACCUGGACCGCUGGACUGUCGUGAGGAACAGUAUCCCUGCACUCGUCUCUAUUCUGUCCAUCAGCCGUGCAAACAGUGUCUCAACAGCAUCUGCAUCUACAGUCUGCGCAGGGUUUAUGUGAUUAAUAAGGAGAUCUGUGUGAGGACCGUCUGCGCUCAUGAGGAGCUGCUGAGAGCGGAUUUGUGUCGAGAUCAGUUUUCUCGCUGCGGUGUAGUUGCACUCAGUGGCCAGUGUGGGGCGAUGGGGGGCAGCUGUGCUAAGAGCUGCGGAUCCUGCUAAACACACACACACACACACACAUGCACACACACACACAGCAACUACAGCUUUACGAUGAAAACCUCUACGCAAGUGUGCAGACACAAUGCUAACGCGGAGUCGUUUCAUAACGUCAGUUUAACUUCAGAUAUCUGUGGCAUUAGUCAAGCAGCUGCUAUAAACACUUCAAUAGUUUAACUAACUUAACUAAUAGUUAUAAUGAACCCACUAUAGAAGACUGUUUGCGCUAAUAUAGCGCCCCCUUGUG
Carassius carassius (crucian carp) is the source of this 1058-nucleotide messenger RNA. RefSeq names its product microfibril associated protein 2 (gene mfap2). Gene Ontology annotation, biological process: embryonic eye morphogenesis. Lineage: Eukaryota; Metazoa; Chordata; Actinopteri; Cypriniformes; Cyprinidae. The record is from RefSeq and is a predicted model, not a curated record. The coding region runs from base 299 to 811 and encodes 170 amino acids. The transcript is spliced from 8 exons. Gene Ontology annotation, cellular component: microfibril.